This is a messenger RNA of Fusarium mangiferae, 1545 nucleotides long. RefSeq names its product putative RIB2-DRAP deaminase. Gene Ontology annotation, molecular function: pseudouridine synthase activity; RNA binding. Bases 1 to 1545 code for a protein of 514 amino acids. Gene Ontology annotation, biological process: pseudouridine synthesis. NCBI's taxonomy places the organism in Eukaryota, Fungi, Ascomycota, Sordariomycetes, Hypocreales, Nectriaceae. The record is from RefSeq and is a predicted model, not a curated record. The transcript has a single exon.
AUGGCUACGUCGUCACCGAAGCUCGAGGCUUCGUCUUCCGAAGACAAUAUCUUUGCGAAUUCUUUCCAGGAUCUUGAUAUUCAGAGUGACAAGGGUCUUACACCAAGCCCUGUCCCGAACCAACCAAGCUCCGAUCCACCACAAGCCGCCACCAACAACAAUAAACAACAAAAUCAAAGACGUCCAAAGCAAAAGAAGAAGCAGGAUCCGCCAAAGGUCUCGGAGUCAGACGAGCCCCUCAUUACACCAGUUGGGGACCCCUGGCCUCGGCCGUAUCAUUUUGAGGGAGAUGGAUUGCGUCGGGUAGUUCCAUAUCAUUACACUUACAACACACAUUGCAAAGAAAGAUGGCGGAACAGGCCCCUCCUUGAGAUCUAUGAAUCUGAAUUCAGGGACCGACCGCUAGAGUACUAUCGGCAGUCGAUGAUACGGGGAACUAUCUUUGUUAACGGUCGGCGAGUCGGGCCCGAUUAUAUUCUCCGGAAUGGUGACCUAAUUUCUCACACUCUGCACCGUCAUGAACCUCCGGUAACAGAAGACCCUGUGCAGAUCAUCCACGAGGAUGAAGAUAUGAUCGUUAUCAACAAGCCUGCGGGAGUUCCUGUGCACCCUGCCGGCAGGUACAACUUCAACUCGGUUGUUGAGAUUAUGAAAUCAGACCGCGGCCCAGCAUUCUUGCCAUACCUUUGCAACCGCCUGGACCGUCUCACAAGUGGUAUCAUGUUCAUUGCAAAGAACCCACCUGCUGCAGAAGCAUUGGGUAUCAAGAUCAAGGACCGCACAGUAAGAAAAGAAUACAUCGCUCGAGUGAUGGGCGAGUUUCCUGAUGGCGAGGUCGUUUGCGACCAACCCAUUCUACAAAUAUCUCCCAAGCUUGGCCUUAACAGGGUGCGCGCGAAUGGCAAGACAGCCCGAACUGUGUUUAAGAAGUUGGCCUACUAUCCUGCCGAGGGGGAGAACGACGUAAACGAGCGCCCUAAAACUCCUGAACAGGUUCAAGAGGAGAAGCUUCGCCCUUGGGUAAACAAGAAGGGAUAUUCCAUUGUUCGAUGUCUCCCUGUUACCGGUCGCACUCAUCAGUUGCGGGUUCACCUUCAACAUCUCGGCCAUCCUAUUCAAAAUGAUCCUAUCUAUGCUAACCGGCGGGUCUGGGGCGUUGAUCUGGGACAAAACGACGCCGAUGCGACUCAGAACACAGACGAAGACAUCGUCAGCCGCCUGUCUCGGAUGGGCAAAGACGAAGUGGCGGAAGCUGUUGCUUACUACGAUGCCAUGGUGGAUAGAUAUGAAGAGAAGAGGGCCGAGAAGCUUACGGGCGAGCUCUGCGACAUUUGCGAGACACCUUUAUACUCAGACCCUGGUGAACAUGAGCUAUCGCUAUGGCUCCACAGUCUUCGGUAUGAAGAUGCAGGCGGUGCCUGGUCAUAUGUUAGCCCGUUGCCUCGAUGGGCUCUUCCACCGAAGGGAAUGAGUGGCCCAACAUCGGUGGGUGGGAUGGAGGAGUUGGUGGAUGCGGUUAAGGACGAGAACCCUGAGAUAUCAUGA